This is a messenger RNA of Pomacea canaliculata, 2408 nucleotides long. RefSeq names its product THUMP domain-containing protein 3-like. Gene Ontology annotation, biological process: tRNA methylation. The record is from RefSeq and is a predicted model, not a curated record. Gene Ontology annotation, molecular function: RNA binding; tRNA (guanine) methyltransferase activity. NCBI's taxonomy places the organism in Eukaryota, Metazoa, Mollusca, Gastropoda, Architaenioglossa, Ampullariidae.
UAGGCUAGCAAUGCGGCAUCGACCGAGCGUCGUUAGCACUGUGUGUGCGUGCGUACAAGGGUAGCCGCCUCAUGAAAACACAAGCAACAUGGUUCAAACAGUCACGUGACCGCCGGCGAGAUUUGGUUGAAAAAAAUGGCGGCAGAGGCGAACAUGAGGGCGACGGAACUCUGCACCAUCGAAGCAACUGUUCCAACGGGGUUUGAAGAAGUUGCUCGAGAGGAGGCGGUUGAAAACUUUGGAACUGAAUGCAGAGCUGCUCGAGGAAAAAUAGUGUUUCAAACGUCCCUUGAUAGUGUGAAAAAUGUAUUGCAACUUGGUGGAGUUGACAACUGCCGCGUGCAGAUGUAUCACACUUUCAAUUUUGGAUUCUCUGGUGAUGCUCAUGACUGUUUAUCCCGCCUACAAUUGUUGGUAAAAAAUGUAAAUUGGGCAGAAGGUCUUGCAGUCUGGAAAGAUUUCUUCACAUUUCACCUCCCAGUCCAGUCUUGUCCUGAGAAAAUACCAACAGAUGAAGAACUCAUUGAUGUGUGCAUCAUGACUCGCAAGCCACAGCCAAAGAAAAAACAACAAAAGGGACAGGGCAAAGAGAGAAGAAAGGGAGGAAAAGGUCAAGGUUUUGGAAAGAAUCGUGGAAAGCAGAAGUACGCACUCACUCCACAAGAACAAGCACAAGAACCUCCAGGUAAUGUUGAGGAGCUUGAGGCCAUCUCCCACAAAGCAUGUAUGGAUGCGGGCCUCAACAACAGCUCUGAUGGGAAAGAAGGGAGUGAUAAUAUUGCACAGAAUGGAGAAGAUAGCACUGAGACCAAGAAAGUUCUGAAUGUCUUGGCCAAGAAGAACCAGAAAGAUUGCAUAAUGAUAGUGUCUCCAGGAGAUGAAAAACUCCCAGCUAAUACUGUCAUAAUUGAAGACCUUCCACAAAAGAGCAAACCCAUUUCUGCAGGAGACAAUUUAUUGCAAGAGCAAGACAAGCUACAAACAUCGUCUACACAGAGUGAAGAACAUCAUCAUAUUGCAGCAGUUAAAAAUGAAACAUCUGGAGUUAAUGUCUGUCCUGGUGUAAAUUUAACUGUAAUGAAAGAUAUAACAGGUGAUCAAGCAAUUGUGGAUUCUGUUGGUGAAACCCUGGGGACACAGUGGGAUGAAAUGCAUGAAAAAUCAAGAAACGAUGGCAAUGCCCAGCAAGAUAAUUCCUCAGGUGAAAGUACCCCACAGCUAGAAACACAGAAGUCUAAACAUGAUGCCACAAAGCCCACAUUCCGGGUGACCUGUAACCGUGCUGGAGAAAAUCACAGUUUUGAUUCCAUGUCUGCUGCUGCUAGUUUUGGAUCAGCAGUGCAGACUUACUUUGGCUGGAAUGUAGAUAUGAAGAACUUUGAUAUUGAAGUCAUUCUAAACAUUGACAAUGAGGAGGUGUCUGUGGGAAUAGGACUGACACGAGAAAGUCUGCACUAUCGCAAUCUUGUUGCAUUUGGCCCAACAACUCUGCGUCCAACAAUUUGUCACAAUAUGCUGAGAAUGUGUAAGAUUCGUGAUGGACAUAUUGUUUGUGACCCAAUGUGUGGCACCGGGUCUAUUUCUAUCCAGGGAUCACUUGCCUGGCCGAAAACGUUUCAGCUGUGUGGAGAAAACCACCCAAAGGCUUUAGAAAAAGUCAGUCUGAAUACACAGGCUCUUAACCUAAAAAGAACAAGCCGUAAUCAAGGCACUUUGAAGACUGAUGCACUUCGCUGGGAUGCUUGCCAUCUUCCAAUAAGAGACAGCAUGGUGGAUAUCUUUGUGACUGACUUGCCGUUUGGAAACAGAAUUGGGUCUCGAGUGGACAACCGCAAGCUGUACCCCAAGAUUCUGGAUGAAAUGGCUCGAGUUGGUCGUGCAGGAGCUCGAGCUUGCCUUCUGACAGAGGACAAGACCAACAUCGUAAAGGCUAUCCAGCAGACCAGUCGGUACUGGCAGCGUCGCCGUAUUUUGAGUGUCAAUGUUGGAGGCCUGGCUGCUGGAGUAUUCCUACUGUGGCGAACAUCUACCCCCUACACUAAGCAACAGAGAAUGCCUAAAAUAUCGUGCCAAACAGCUGAAACAAAUCCACUGGCAUCUUCCAUCAUUCUCAUGUGGUGACACUGAAGAUAUCAACAGAGCAGCUGAUUGCAUUGCUGAUGGACAGCUCAGUCGGUCACCAGUUUUACAGACCUCAUUUAUGAAUGGAGUACCAGAUGGUGGUAAUUGUCAAGACUUUGGAGAUGCUGCUGGUAGUGCUUCUGUGCCAAUCAUCAGUGAUGACACUUCUGGAUAGGGCUUCCCUUAGCAGGGAAAUGGUGAAAUUAAGUACUUUCAAAGUCAAGUUUUGUUGAAGUACUAAACACCAAAUAAGAUGUAAAGAUUAGCAUUGUACACUGAAGUGUACA